Didymosphaeria variabile is the source of this 2010-nucleotide messenger RNA. RefSeq lists its product as uncharacterized. Bases 1 to 2010 code for a protein of 669 amino acids. The record is from RefSeq and is a predicted model, not a curated record. The transcript has 5 exons. NCBI's taxonomy places the organism in Eukaryota, Fungi, Ascomycota, Dothideomycetes, Pleosporales, Didymosphaeriaceae.
AUGUCCACACCCUCACCCCUCAUCUCAACAUGCAACAUCGUCACCCCGGUAGGUAUGCUGGGCUACGGCCUGGAUGAGUCUCUCACAGCCAGCCUCCUUGCCGCUGUCAUCCCAAAUGGUGCGCCUACAGCCAUCAUUCUCGACUCAGGCAGCACGGAUAGUGGACCCGAGAAGCUCGCGCUAGGCCAUACGACGUCGCCACGGACGUCGUAUGUAAGAGAUUUAAGGAAAUUGGUAAGGUUGGCCUGGGAGUACAAAGUGCCGCUUGUGUUUACCUCGGCGGGAGGCGAUGGGAGCGAUGAACACGUGGGGGAGAUGGUGAAUGUGUUGAAGGAAAUCUGCGAGGAGCAGGGAAAUGAAGAAAGACACUACAAACUCAAAGUCAUCGCAAUCUACUCCGCGGUCACAAAAACCUUCGUUCACGAACGUCUCCAAAAGAACGCCAUAUCCGGCUGCGGACCGCCCGUUCCUCCUCUCACAAGCAAAUUGAUUGAUUCCGCGCCACGCAUCGUCUCCCAGAUGGGCCCCGAACCCCUCUACGACGCUAUGACCGCCACGCCGGACUUCAACAUUCUUGUCGGCGGCCGCGCCUACGAUCCCUCGCCGUACAUUGCCUUCGCAGCAUGGGCCUCCAAGACGCCGCUCGACCAGACGUCCACCCCCGAGGCGAAGCGUUUGUGGGGCGGCUUCGCGCAUAUGGGUAAGAUUCUCGAGUGCGGUGGCAUCUGCGCGAGUCCGAAGUGCUCGGCCGUCCGCGCGACCAUGUAUGCAGACGGCACGUUUGACCUCACGCCCGGAGAGCCGGAGAGCAGAUGUACGCCGCUGAGUGUGAGCGGGCACACGUUGUAUGAGAAGAGUCGUCCGGAUCUACUGUAUGGACCGGGCGGAUGGCUGGAUUUGAUGGAGAGCUCGUAUGAGUUGUUGUGGGAUGGGAGGACGUGCAGGGUUAGAGGAGGACGAUUUACGUUUUCGAGGGAUGUGGGGGCGAAGUAUAUGGUAAAGCUUGAGGCAGCGCAUGUGGUGGGGUAUAGGGCGAGUUAUAUGGGGAGUGUUAAGGAUGCUAUUCUCAUCGGCCAGCUGGAUUCUGUGCUAAAGCAGAUAAAAGAGUACGUGGCAGAGCAACAUCGAGGUGUCGAGGGGACGUGGGAUCUUGAUUGGCACGUCUACGGCCAACAUCAAACAACUGCAGAUGGGCAACCGGCGGAAGUGUUCCUUAUCGGCGAGGCUCUCGCGUCAACGCAGGAGUUAGCGAGGAGCGUGGCGUCAACGGCGAGGAUAGCCACAGUUCACGCCCCCUAUCCGAACCAGAAAGCCACCUCCGGGAACCUCGCUUACGGCCACGGCGGCAAGAUGGAAAGCGAGCUCGGCCCUUGUGCACAGUUCUCGAUAUACCACCUCGUAGAACUAGAGGAAGGUGAAGAACGACUGAAGCUCAGCGACGGCUCGAACGCGCUAUAUCGACAAGAGGUGAGUGUGAUUGGUCGGGGUGAUUCACAAGCAGCUUCAUACCAGCCAGCGUCAUUAAGCACGGAACAAUACAAGCAAACAACAACAGUGUUGGGAGCGCCUGUCACCGACAACCAUUUCCCAACAUCACCCAAAACCCUCGGCGACAUAGCACGCGUGCUACGCUCUAAGAACGCCGGACCAUACGAGAUAACGUUCGAUGUCAUGUUCGCAACUGAAUCCAUCUUCCAGCUUGUCAAAUCAUCAGGCUUCCUCAAUGCGGCUGUCAUUGCAAAGCUUAACGGCAUACGAGAAGAUGAGGUCAUCUGGAGUGGCUUCUUUGAUCAAGCCCUUGCCUACAAGGCAACGAUCCCGAGGUUGUGGAAAGGCAAGCCAACACCAAACGGAGGUUUCAUGGAGAGCGACGUGCACGGGAGCCAGAAGUAUAUCGGGCUCUUGAACAUGCCAUUGCCAGAAGAGUUUGCGCACAAGUGGGAUGAGAUGAUGGCUAAGAGGAGGGAAGACAGCGGUGUGCAGACUGUUAUAACGCCGCCAGCAUCGUAA